This is a messenger RNA of Durio zibethinus, 3357 nucleotides long. RefSeq lists its product as uncharacterized. Lineage: Eukaryota; Viridiplantae; Streptophyta; Magnoliopsida; Malvales; Malvaceae. The record is from RefSeq and is a predicted model, not a curated record.
GAAAAAAAGAAAAAGAGAAAAAAGGAAAAAAAAUCAUCCAUUUUGUCCGAAAAGAAAAAGUGGUGAGAAUAAAAUUAGUAUCGGCCUAAAAAGACUGGUUUUGCUUAGUAGAAAGUUAGACAAUUAGACACAAAUACAAGGAACCUCAUCAUUUCAAUUUCCCCAUUCUUUUGAAAAAUCAAAGAAAAAAAUAUAUGGGAAAAAUAAAACCCACAAAUUUCAAUAGAAUGGAGGGUGAAGUGAAGGACCGAAGUCAGUUGCUCGAGGAAGAAAAAGGGGAAAUAAAAAUGGGAAGCAACCAAAGGGAACACUCAAUUCAAACAUCUGAAUUCUAAAAUGGGAAGAAAGUAACUCAGAGAAUUAGAGAUUGCAAGAAAAUCUGAGUCAAUCAGUCAAACUUUUUAUAACCCAAUAAACGCAAACUGUCCAGAACGAUGCCAAACUUUAUUAUUCAAAUUGCAAAAUACCCACUUUGCCUAUUUCUCUCUCUUUUUGAAUAUAAAAUAUAUAAACUAUAUGGAGCUGGAGAUUACGGGGGAGGAAACAGGCUGAAAAAAGGAAGAAACUGGAAGGUAGUUCAUGGAAAAUUCGUGUCUUUAAGGGGCAGAGGGAAGGGGGGAGGGCUAAGGGGGCAUUAGCCCUAGCCUCUUUUUUUUUUUAUUUUUUACCUGUUUUAUGUAAUUCUUCUCUUUUCCUUUUUGGUAAUUUUAUUCCUUUCUCUUUUACAUAUUUCUCAAAGCGUAAAAUUUUAUUUUUAAUAAAUUUAUUUUUCCUUUUCUCUUCCUUUCUGCCAAUUAAACAAUGAAAAUGGCAUAUUACCAAUCAUCCUUUCCCCUCUGUAGGAAACACCAUCAUUGCUCCCAACAAUCUUUUUCAACCUUAGAAACCUGAGCUUCUAAGAUAUUCUUUCCCUUCCCUUCUAUCUCUUUUCAUCCUCCUUCCUAUUCCCUUAUGCCUCUUGCUUCUCCAUUUAAAUAUCCCUUCUCCAGUUCUCCUGAUAACCUUUUCUCCUCCCCUUCAACUCUUAAAACACAACCCCCUUCUUUUUUAAGCAAUGGAUCCAUCUUCUACAAGCUCUGUUAAUGGAUUCUACACCUUCCUUACUCGUGGCAUAGAUGAUCUUGAACGUGUCUAUCUCUCUAAUAAUUUCAUGUCAAUCCAAUUCCUUCAAAGGGUUCUUUCCCUUCUCCGAUCCUUCCAUUCCCAGCUACUCCUCCUCGUCCAAAAACUCCAUCUUCCUGUGGGUGAUAAGUGGCUUGAUGAAUACAUGGAUGAAAGUUCCAAACUUUGGGAAGCUUGUCAUGUCCUUAAAUCAGGCAUCUCCGGCAUGGAAAAUUAUUACUCUGCUGGAUUUAAUAUCACUUCUUCUCUAGAUAAUCAUCGCCAUCUUAGUCCUCAGCUUUCCAGACAGGUCAUCCGGGCAAUUUCAGUGUGCCGAAGAGAAGCUGUGGGAUUAGAAGAAGAGAACAGGGCGUUGAUGGAAACAAGAAUCCAACCACUUUCAUUAAGGUUUGACGAGAAGGUUUCUAUCGAAUCAAAGCUUAAUGGAUUCAAUGGUUUCCGAGGAGUUUUAUAUGCAAUGAGGAAUGUCAGCUCAUUGCUUUUAAUGAUCUUACUGUACGGGCUGGUUUAUUGCUGGCCAGAAUCAAGUUUCCUAAGAGGAGGUUACGAAGGUUGCCUGUUCUUUGGAUCAGCUUUCAUGAUCUCAACAGCAAGAUUGCAGCAAAGAGUGGCAGCAGAGAUCAACCAGAUCAAUGGGAGGCCAGGGAUAUUGCUUUAUGAGUUUAGGAGAUCAAAGUUGGCGAUGGAAGAGCUGAGAGGGGAACUGGAGAGGAGGUGUGGACAAGGAGGGGUGCAGGAGUGGGAAGCAGAGGUGGGGAUAAGGGAAAGAGUUGAGAAUUUGAAAGGGUGUUUUGCGGCCUUGAGAUCUGGUGCUGAGAAUAUUGUUGGCCAACUUGAUGAUUUCUUUGAUGAGAUUGUUGAAGGGAGGAAGAAGCUUUUGGACUUUUGCAGUCAUAGGUAGAGAGUGUAGGAUGGUUGAUUAAAAAAAAAAAAAAACAAAUACUAGGUGGAGGAAUCAGUUGUUGGGGUUGUUGUGCCUUUUAACCCUUCUCUUCCUUCUAAUUUUCCUUUUUUUUUCUUAUAAAUUUUUUUCUUCACGCAUUUAUUGUUUCUACUGUAGAGAUGUAGUUUGUUUUCCCCAAAAUCCAGAGAUAAAAAUAUGCAGGAGAUGUGGGGGAUGUCUGGGCUUCACAUUCUUAAAAACAUAAACAAUGAAAAAAAAAAGGAUACAAGAAAAGAAGGGUUAGAAGUAAUUUUCAUGCAAGGCAAACCGGCCUCCAUUUCCUCUGUUGUUUUUACCCUACAAGGAAAAAACAGGAGCAUAGAAACUUCUUAUGUGUUUUUUUUAUUUUUUUUAAUUGGGGAGAGUAUCAGAGUCAAAUCCUGGGUAGUAGUUAAAAUAUUUAGUAGGUAUUGUUAUUUUAUUUUGAAAGGGGCUUCCCUCUUGAUCCGGUGGUAUGUAUAUGAUAUAUGUAGUUGUUAUAGUAAAUAACUAAUCAUUUUGGGAGAAAAAAGAUGGAAAAGGGGGGAGAGGGGAGGACUGAGAGGUUCCUAGGUAGGCUUUAAUUUCAAAAGCAGGAGGCAGGCAGGCAGCAGCAGCUUCUUUGCGCUGAGGAAGCUUUUGUCUGAUUCGGGUUUCAACUUUGAAAGCGAUGGAGUUCGAUGAUGAAAGCUUCUAACCACAUCCCCUCUUCCUGACAAGUCUCUUCUCAUUGUCUCACAAUUUCUUUUUCCAAAGUUAAAUUUUACUCUGUUGCCAAAUUUCUUUCUUUAUCUUGCCCUUUCUUUGGAGGUCUGUGGAAUUGUGAACUAAAGAAAAGAAUGGGAGGGGUCACUUUCCCACUUGUAACCGUAUCUCAUGCUUUUUGUCCCUGCCGGAAAUUCAUGCCUUGCCUCCCUUCGAGGGUUCCAUAAGAGGAGGCUGAAUAAUUUUUUUUAAUAAAAAAACAAAUAUAAAAUAAUGGGGGGAACAUAAGUUAGAGAAAAAUCAAAGUAGUGAAUAAAUAAAAAGCUAGCGAUGCUUGCACGAAGUUCUGGCAGCAGUCGGCUGCAGAAAAACUAUGUUUCAAAACUGUGGUAAUGGGCUACGUACCGAGCAAAGAUCAUUACCCGUUCAACAACAUGCCAAGCCCCACAUUAUCACCCCAAAUCACGUCCUUCAUUUUACUUUAUUUUUUUUUAAGUUCUCAGUUUAAAAAAAAAGAAAAAGAAAAGUUACAAAUUAAGUAAAUCAAACUUCAGAUUCAAAGUUUACAGCUUUUGUUUUCUCUUAACUCGCGGGACAAUAAAAUUAGA